GGGUAGAUCGAGUUGUUUGUUGUUUGGCACAUAAAGUGGUCUCUUUUUUUAUGCGUGCGCUCUCAACCCGUCCAAUGGGUCAAACUUUUGAAAAGCUCUUCAUUAAACAUUUAACGAGUCUCGAGAGCGGCGCAGUCAAAGGCGCGAUUCGUUCCAGUACAGAGUAACGUCUGCAAAAUAAAAAUGAUUUGUUUUCGAUUUUGCGUGUUGGCCGUUUUGGUACUUGGAGCUUCGGCGUUCCCAGACGGUGCACCGAUUGAUGCGUGCGUGAAACCACGCACAAAUCAACCAAAUCAUGGUAGGGCCAGGUCACAGGCACCAGAAAGCAGCCCAUAUCAGAUUUUGGCAUCUGGAAAUGUGUAUGGACCAGGAUCACAAAUUCAAGUAACCAUCCAAGGAAGAGACACUUUCAAAGGUUUCCUUAUUCAGGCGCGUGACGCCGUGACCAAUGAAUGGAUCGGAGGAUGGUUGGAGGGUCCUAACUUCAAAAUCCACCCUGAAUGCAGUGCUGUUACUCACGCUGAUCCCAAGGAAAAACAGCAGGCUACUUUUAUUUGGCAAGCACCACAACACAUUUCCCAAGGCUCGGUUUAUUUCACUGGAACAGUGCUCAAGGAGUACAGCACUUUUUGGUCAGACUUAGUCAGCCAAGUUGCAGCGAAAUAAACAUCACAAUGUUACAGUGUUAAUUUAAAGAGCAAUACUGGUUUCUUUCGUAAGUUCUGCACGAUUGCGUCGAAAUGAAUUUAUACAAAAAUCGAGAGAAUACUCUUACGCAACACACAUAAAUCAGUCAUGACAUCAAUUCACGCUUACCAGUGUUUAUAUUAUAUACGUAUUACGACAGUAACAUUAUAGUUUAAAUAAAUUGUUUUUUUAGUAAGCUUUUGUUUUUACUUAAUAUGUAUUACUCUUGAUGGCGCAUACAGUGCUGUUUUUAAGUAAUGGGUAUAAGC
Messenger RNA from Dalotia coriaria, 956 nucleotides. Its product is annotated as putative defense protein 3. The record is from RefSeq and is a predicted model, not a curated record. The coding region runs from base 184 to 666 and encodes 160 amino acids. The transcript is spliced from 3 exons. NCBI's taxonomy places the organism in Eukaryota, Metazoa, Arthropoda, Insecta, Coleoptera, Staphylinidae. Gene Ontology annotation, cellular component: membrane.